UGAAGAAAACAUUCCGUUAAGGAAAAACAACAGAAACGCGUUUAAUUUCUCGGGGUUAUAAAGCCUGGGUGUGAAUAAUGUCAUGGAGGUGCAGUGUCCGCGGCUGUGGGAAACGCAAUCAGACGAAAGCUAAGGACGUGGUUAUUCACCGCUUCCCCGAGAAAGACCUGGAGCUCUGCGGGAGAUGGUUAGCGGCUAUCGGCAGGGAUGUGAACCACACGGGGAGGAAAUACUCGUCUCUACGGGUCUGCAGCCAGCACUUCAGACCCGACGACUACGAGAGGGAUUUAAAGGCGGAGUUACUGGGAUGUGCACCAAAGAAGGUUUUAAAGAAAACGGCAGUUCCGUCUGUAUUCCAGGGUAAACGGAGGACAGGCAGGAGGACAGCUCAGACUCAUAAUAAACCUCACAAUCAGGUGUCUUCUGAAAAAGAAAAUGCCCCGACUCCGCUCUCAGCAUGUUCUGAGGUAGAAGAGAUGUCUUGGCUUAAAGCUGUUAAAAGUCUUCAGACUCCUCAGGGAUCGAACAUUUUUAAGAGUCGUGAGGUGUUGGUGAGCACACAGUGUUUGCUGGAGCUCUUCCAGUUCUGCUGGCUUUGUCAUCUAGAGUGCUGUAUCACCAUCGAGGGCAACGAGAAGCUGUUUUCAGUCACGCAGGAAUGCCAGAGCUGUGGCCACCACCGAGACUGGAGGAGUCAGCCGCCCUCGGGGGAACCUGCGGGGAUAGAACAUCAUCAGACAGUGCAUGAAGAGGUGUGUGUUUAUGUUGUGAUUCAAACGGGGUCUUUGGUUAACGAGUGUCAUGAACAAAGGUCAACUGAAGAGGACGGCGCAUACCUCUCUAGUGACAAUAACGAUGAUGAAGCAAGUUCACAGCAAAGGUUAAGAGUUAAGAUCAAAAAGAGGAAAUCAAAUAAACAAGAUAGUUCAGAUGAACAGGAGCUACAUUUAGAUGAAGAGGUCACAGACUCUGACGUGUCCGUGGAUGAAGAUCUGUUCACAGCUUUAAAGGAGGACGGUGAGGGGAAACUUCUGGUGUGGUGUACAGAAUGCAGGGCCGAGUCAUCGCUCUCGUGUUCCAUCCAUCGACACAAAAAAGUGUUCUGCUGUACUCAGUGCGGCUCGGGCGACCAGACAGCGUCACGUGAUUUUGAAUCGCUGCCUGUCCGGUUUGACGACGUGGCCAGUUUUCAGAUCCAUGCCGAACAGGAGCACGGAACCAAACCAUUUUAUAUACUGUGUCAGGACUGUGGAAAGUUUGUCACAGCAAAGAAAGAACACGUAUGCGAACAUAAAAUUAAAUUCAUUGUCUGUCCGGAGUGCGGGAAGCGUUUCCUCACCGAGGGCGGGUUAAAGACGCACUACACUCAGCUCCACUCGGAUUACGAUCACCCGUGUAAAUACUGUCUGAAGGUCUUUAAAACCAAGCCCGCCAAACUGGAGCACGAGCAGACCCACCCUAAAGACAAUCAGCCCUACAGCUGUCCGGACUGUCCAGAGACGUUCGACAAUAUUCACAAACGCAAUACACACGUCAAGUCCCACAGAGGUCCGCAUAAAUACGUGUGUGACGUGUGUGAGAAAGGCUUCAGGGAUAUAAACCGGCUGAGGAGGCACAAACUCAUCCACUCUGGAGAAAAGCCCUUUAAAUGCCACGUGUGCGAGCGUUCCUUUAACCGAACGGAAAAUCUCGGUGCCCACAUGCGCGUCCACACCGGGGAGAAACCUUUCACGUGCGAACAGUGCGGAGAGUCGUUCAGUCACAACGUCAGCCUGAAGAACCACAAGCAGCGACACCACGAGGCGGGUCUGACUCAGGAGGAAGAAUGUGCUAAAUGAUGUUAAGAAUAAAUCGAUAAGUAAAGAGGACGGGGUUUCUUAGUAAAGUGACAAUGCGACAAUUUUAUUUACAUUUUAUGAUAAGUUUUUGUCCCAGUUCUUGAUGGUCUGAGUGUGUUUUCUGUACUGUAUGGUGUUCCUAGACCCAGUCCAGACACUUGUGUUCUGUGUAGCAGCAUUAAAAAAUAUUAAUUCCUGAUGACUACCGUUGUGUUCUUGUGAUUCAGGUACUGAAAUAAAUCCAUUACUUGUGAACAAUUAA
This is a messenger RNA of Clarias gariepinus (North African catfish), 2100 nucleotides long. RefSeq names its product zinc finger protein 502-like. The transcript is spliced from 5 exons. Gene Ontology annotation, cellular component: nucleus. Gene Ontology annotation, molecular function: RNA polymerase II cis-regulatory region sequence-specific DNA binding; DNA-binding transcription activator activity, RNA polymerase II-specific. The record is from RefSeq and is a predicted model, not a curated record. Gene Ontology annotation, biological process: regulation of transcription by RNA polymerase II. Lineage: Eukaryota; Metazoa; Chordata; Actinopteri; Siluriformes; Clariidae. Bases 78 to 1838 code for a protein of 586 amino acids.